Messenger RNA from Notothenia coriiceps (black rockcod), 300 nucleotides. RefSeq names its product CTD small phosphatase-like protein. The transcript has 2 exons. The annotation marks the transcript as partial. The record is from RefSeq and is a predicted model, not a curated record. Lineage: Eukaryota; Metazoa; Chordata; Actinopteri; Perciformes; Nototheniidae.
CCUCACUCUCUCUUCUCCUUGUCUCUUCCAGUCUCCCAGUCCAACAGCAGCUUAAAGAAGCAUCGCAGCCGGAGCAUCUUCAGCCCCUUCUUCUGCUGCUUCCGAAACUACAAUGACUACCACGCGGACCCCCCACCCUCCAACAACAAGACCCUGGCCCUGCCCCCGCCGCCCGAGGAGAACGGCAGUCCUCCCAAGCCUCCAGCCAAGUCCCUGCUGCCGGAGGUCAGUAAAGCUGACUACGGCAAAAACUGUGUGGUGAUCGACCUCGAUGAGACCCUGGUCCACAGCUCCUUCAAG